GUCGCCAGGGGCCGGAGCGCGGCGUCGGCGAGGCCGGGAGGCGCCGGGCCGUGCGGAGCGGCGGGCGCGCGUUCGCCCGGCAGCGGCACCAUGAGCCUGGCCCUCAGGUCGGUACGAGCCGGGCGCCGUCCCGCUUGCCCAGAGCGCGGCCGGCGGUCCCUCGGGAGGUGCUGGCGCAACGCGGGGCGCGUCAGGCCGUGGCGGGGCCUGGGUCAGCGUCGGCCUCCGCGGUCGCGUCUGAUCCCUUCGGCGCGGCCGGGGGCGGAUCAGGCCCGGCUGGCUGCCGGGAGACAGGAGAGUCCGGCGCGUCUGGCCUUGUGAGGAAUGAGCUCUCAGCAGAUAAAACUAAAAAGAAGAAAAGACGAGAACUGACUGAGGAACAGAAGCAAGAAAUUAAAGAUGCCUUUGAAUUGUUUGAUACAGACAAGGAUAGAGCAAUAAAUUAUCAUGAAUUAAAGGUGGCAAUGAGAGCCUUGGGUUUUGAUGUGAAAAAAGCUGAUGUCCUGAAAAUACUUAAAGAUUAUGAUCGAGAAUCAACAGGCAAGAUUACCUUUGAAGAUUUUAAUGAAGUUGUAACAGAUUGGAUAUUGGACAGAGACCCACAAGAAGAAAUACUCAAGGCAUUCAAAUUAUUUGACGAUGACGACUCUGGUAAAAUAAGUCUGAGAAACCUGCGCCGUGUUGCUAGAGAAUUGGGUGAAAAUAUGUCUGAUGAAGAACUGCGGGCUAUGAUUGAAGAAUUUGAUAAGGAUGGAGAUGGAGAAAUCAAUCAAGAAGAAUUUAUUGCUAUUAUGACUGGAGAUAUUUAGCAUUAGAAGAAAAGAAAUUAACUCACCAGAAAAGGGAGGAGCUGUUGGCAGCUUCCAUUACAAUGUUUUGUACUUUCAUUUAUUUCAGUAGCUGGAGUGGUACAGAAAGUUACUUGUGACAGGACCAAAAUAAAAAUGGGUUACAUGCACUGAUAAUUCAGUACUUUGCAUCAUUAAAUAAUAUCACUAGAAUAAUUGAUGUAAUAUUUUAGAAGUAAGGAAUGCUGCAUUUCGGAAUGUUGGAGUAACUUUGUAAAAUAGCAUUGUCUCAUAUUUCUAAAUUGUACCAUAUUAUAAGAGCCUUUUGAGAUUCUAGACUUUGUGUUAGCAUUAGUUGUGCCCUUAGUUUUGAUACAUAAGUUUUGAAAAAAUUCCAUUUUAAUAAAAUGUUCUUUACUACUA
This is a messenger RNA of Oenanthe melanoleuca, 1211 nucleotides long. RefSeq names its product centrin 3 (gene CETN3). Gene Ontology annotation, biological process: spindle pole body duplication. Gene Ontology annotation, molecular function: calcium ion binding; microtubule binding. Gene Ontology annotation, cellular component: microtubule organizing center. The transcript has 5 exons. The record is from RefSeq and is a predicted model, not a curated record. Lineage: Eukaryota; Metazoa; Chordata; Aves; Passeriformes; Muscicapidae. The coding region runs from base 465 to 809 and encodes 114 amino acids.